UAUCUUUUGGGGGGCCCCCGCCUAUCUGGUUGGAAAAUGCAUUUGUCCCUACUAUUGCAGGGGCGGGCCUUAGAGUUUCCACCAGAUCUGCCCAUCUUUUUUUUUUUUUUUUAAACCCCCUGGGGGGUUGUAGUGGUGGAUGUCUUGCAGUGUCAGGAGGGCUAAAACUGUGCAGUUUACUCGCCAGUCUCUCGAACUCUACAUGAGCUUCCAACUCUUUGAGGCACAGGUAGAAUUUGGAAGUUUAGCAUGUGACAACCUAAGUGUAUGUGUGGUCCAGCAGAGGGGUCAGCUAAGGUUAGGUGGCCAUAAGGUCCCAGUAGAUCCUGCACCAGAGCUAUGAUUGGUCCAAGCUGGACAAUGCCACUGUGAUGUCAGCCCACACAGGUUAUGAAAUGAAGGCUCCUGAGCCCUGGGCCUCAGUGGAGCUGCAGACAUUGGUCAUGAGUGGUGGUUAUGAUAUCAACCUCUUUGCCAACCCUCCUGACUGCAACUUCUUGUGUUCUGUCUGUCAUGGGGUUCUCAAGAGACCAGUGAGGUUGUCAUGCAGCCACAUCUUCUGCAAAAAGUGCAUCCUCCAUUGGCUAACCAGACAAAAUACCUGUCCAUGCUGUAGAAAAGAGGUGAAAAGGAGAAAGAUGGUCCAUGUGAAUAAACUCCGGAAAACCAUUGGCCACCUGCAUGUCAAGUGCAAGAACGCUGUAGCUGGCUGCUUGGUGACAUGCCCCCUGGCUUAUCGAAAGGAGCACCAGGACUCAUGCCCAUUCGAGUUGACGGACUGCCCCAAUGAGGGCUGCACUGCACAAGUGCUGCGAGGCGUCCUGGCUGAACACUGCCAGUAUUGCCAGCAAGGUGGUCAGCACUGCUGCCCCUCAGGCCGCGGAGCCACUCUGGCUGCCUCAGAGCAUGCACAACACAACUGCUACCAUGAGUUGUGUGACGCCUGGGGCCAGUGUCACGAGCGCAACCGGACCCUGCUGCUGAGCCUGCUGGGGCAUGUGCGCCGGGUUCACCGCACCACCAACUUCAUCCGCAGGCAGCUGGCUCAGCUGGGCAACUUCUUGGAGGAUGAUGCCCUGCUCCUGAGUGCCCACACCCAGGAGGCUGAGGUCACCCCAGAAUCUGAAGUGUGGGAGGCACAGGGCCAACGUGGUCUUAUAGAGGAGUUAAAUAAAGAAGCCCUGACCUGGCCCACUUCACCUCCUCUGCACCUGCUGUCUAUGUGCUGCUUUCCACUUGCUGUUGCCUUUGUCACCCCUGCUUACCUUCCAUAUCUAACACUGACCUUUCUCCUUGGACUGUUCUCAGAUAUUUAAUGACUGGAAUUCCCUGAUUUAUUCAUUUAUCAUGAUCCCCACUCAUGCACUAACCACACCUGCUGAGACACAGAAGCAAGCACUUCCAAAAGGCUUUUUUCUUUUUCCUUUUUAUUUUAUUUUUUCUUU
Nannospalax galili (Upper Galilee mountains blind mole rat) is the source of this 1445-nucleotide messenger RNA. RefSeq names its product ring finger protein 151 (gene Rnf151). Gene Ontology annotation, biological process: protein ubiquitination. The transcript has 5 exons. The record is from RefSeq and is a predicted model, not a curated record. Lineage: Eukaryota; Metazoa; Chordata; Mammalia; Rodentia; Spalacidae. Bases 372 to 1316 code for a protein of 314 amino acids. Gene Ontology annotation, molecular function: ubiquitin-protein transferase activity; zinc ion binding.